AUGAAGAUUUUAUCUUGGAAUGUGAGAGGGCUGAGAAGGCCAGAAGAAAGGGGGAAAAUCAGAAAUUUGGUGAAGGACAGGAAUGUAGAUGUCUUGUUACUGCAAGAAACUAAAAGAAGUACUUUGGAUGAGUUUUUUGUGAAAACCAUUUUGCCAUAUGAAGAGAUGGAUUUUUUGGGGGUGGAUCCAGAUGGCAGUGCUGGUGGUCUUUUGUGCAUCUGGAGACCAAAUGUCUUCCAGCUUAAAGAUUGCUGUUGCAGUAGGAAUUUCAUCCUAAUAUCAAGUUCAACAUGUUUUUCUUUUGACUGUGUUGUUAAUAUUUAUGCCCCAAACGAGGUCCUGAGAAGGAGUCAAUUAUGGGAUGCUCUGGUGAGUGUGUACCCUCAUUAUUCAAACCCAUGGUGCGUGGGUGGGGACUUCAAUGAGAUCAGGUUCAUGAGCGAAAGGAUAGGGUGUUCAAGAAGAGAGAGAGGGAUGAAGGAUUUUAAUGAGUUUAUACACAGAUUGGAAUUUUCUGAUUUGCCUAUGCUAGGUAGACAGUUUACUUGGUGUAAUGCUCUAGAUGGGGAAAGAUGGAGUAGGAUAGAUCGAUUUUUGCUGGAUUCAAGAUGGCUGGAAAAGUUUUCCUUCAAACAGUGGGGUCUCCCUAGAACCAUUUCAAAUCACUGCCCAAUUUUGCUGAAGGAGGAUGAUAGGGACUGGGGUCCCAAACCUUUCAGGUUCUUAAAUCCUUGGCUGUCACAUCCUUCCUUCUUGCCUGAAGUACAACAGAUCUGGGGGAAUAGUCAUGUUUCAGGUUGGGCAGGGUUUAAACUACUGAGCAAGCUAAGAAUUUUAAAAUCUCAUUUAAAGGUGUGGAACAAGGAGGUGUUUGGUAACAUUGACUCUCAAUUAAAAGUAGCCGAAGAGGAAUUGCAUGAUUGGGACUUGAAGGCAGAAAUCAGGCCUUUGACUGAUAUGGAGCUACGAAGUAGAAGAGAAGCUAGAAGUUUGGUGUGGAAUCUAAGUAGAAAUAAGGAGAGUCUAUGGCACCAAAAGUCCAGAAUGCUAUGGGCUUGA
Camellia sinensis is the source of this 1059-nucleotide messenger RNA. The record is from RefSeq and is a predicted model, not a curated record. NCBI's taxonomy places the organism in Eukaryota, Viridiplantae, Streptophyta, Magnoliopsida, Ericales, Theaceae.